ACCUGAAGCCCACUUCACCUGGACACUAACUAUGGGGUGGACAACUCUGUGGUUGUGUGUUCUCGCUCUGCCACUAACGAGCGCCAUCCAGGUGAAAGCCAGGAAAGCACGCCAGUCCAACCAUGUGAACAGCAUCUGCAGCACCUGGGGCAGAGAGCACUUCAAGACCUUCGAUGGAGACGUGUACCAGUUCCCAGGGACGUGUGAAUACAACCUGGCCUCCGACUGCCACUCUGAGUCCUACCAGGAGUUCUCUGUGCACCUGAAGAGGAACGAGGCUACUGAGGCUGAGGGGAACCCUACGGUCAAACACGUAGUGGUCACUAUCAACGACCUGGUCUUCCACCUGACCAAGACUCAGGUCGCGGUCAAUGGAGAAAUUGUAACUCUGCCGUACUACAAUGGAGGAGUCCAACUGGAGAGGAAUGCAGUUUACACCAAACUCUACUCCAAGGUUGGCCUGGUUGUCAUGUGGAACGGAGAGGAUGCCGUCAUGGUGGAGCUGGACACGGAGUACACCAACCGUACCUGUGGUCUCUGUGGAGACUUCAAUGGCCUUCCAGUCCACAAUGAGUUUGUUCAUAACGGUCGUAAAGUGAGCCCCAUUGAGUUUGGAAACAGACAGAAGGUCCACAGGCCCAACGAGGACUGUGAAGACCCCUAUGAAGAGGAAGAGGAAGAUGAACCUGCAGACGUUCAGCCUAAAGAGGACACAUGCAAGGAGUUUCAUGCCCAGUGUGACCAGCUCCUGCGCUCGCCGUUGUGGAGCUCCUGUGGUGCGGUCGUGAACCCUGAGCCCUACAUCCAGGCCUGUGUUCAGGACCUGUGUGGCUGCAGCAACACUUCUGAUAGCUUCUGUGUCUGCAGCACCCUGGCAGAGUACUCCAGACAGUGCUCCCACGCCGGGGGACAGCCACCCCACUGGAGAACAACAGCCUUCUGUGACAAGCAGUGUCCAUUCAACAUGGUCUAUCUGGAGAGUGGCUCUCCCUGCAUGGAUACCUGUACCCACUCAGACACCAGCUCACUGUGUGAAGAACACCUGAUGGACGGCUGCUUCUGCCCUCACGGGACUGUGUUUGAUGACAUCUCAAAGAGGGGGUGUGUCACUCAGGACCAGUGUCAGUGCAAGCACGACAAGGUUUACAACUCUGGAGAAGUUUUCAGACAAGACCGUGAGGAAUGUGUCUGUCAUCAUGGUCAGUGGUCCUGUAAAAGUCUACCCAGCCCUGCUACAUGUGCCGUUGAGGAGGGUUCACAUGUGACGACCUUCGAUGGGAAAGCGUUCACCUUCCAUGGGGACUGUUACUACCCCUUAGCCAAGGUGGAAAGCAAGGAUGAAGCCAGUCCAAAGUUCACUGUACUGGUCCAGCUGGUUCCCUGUAUAAGACAGAAGUUUGACACUUGCCUCAAGAGUGUUGUGGUCUUGCUAAACAAUGAUAGAAACAACGCUUUGGUGAUCACUGCCGAUGGGAAGGUCAGCCACAAUGCACAGAUCACUCUGCCUUACAACACAGCUGACAUCAGUGUGUUCAAGCCAUCGUCCUUCCACAUGAUGCUCCAGACCAGCUUUGGGCUGCAGGUUCAGAUCCAGCUGGUCCCUAUCAUGCAGGUCUAUGUCACCCUGGACGAGAGCUACAAGACCAAGACACAAGGUCUGUGUGGGAACUUCAACAAGGUUCUGUCUGAUGACAUGAAGACCCCCCAGGGUAUGGUGGAGGGAACAGCCUCUUCAUUUGGGAACUCCUGGAAGGCUAAUCCUACCUGCAGAGACAGAGAGGAGAGGCUGGACGACCCCUGCUCCCUCAGCGUGGAGAAUGAGAACUAUGCUAAACAUUGGUGCUCCAUGCUAAGAAGUUCUGACAGCCCUUUUGCCAAGUGCCAUGCCAUGGUGGACCCCGAGCUUUACUACAAGCGAUGCACGUACGCUAGCUGCAACUGUGAGAAGAGUGAAGACUGCCUGUGUGCCGUCUUCUCCUCUUAUGUGCGAGACUGUGCUACCAAGGGAGUGGUCCUGUCAGGCUGGAGAGAGAACGUGUGUGACAAAUACAUUGGUAACUGCCCAGCGUCUCAGACCUACUCUGACCAGCUCCAGAGAUGUCAGCUGACCUGUAGCUCCCUGGCCAGCAAAAGCCAGGGUUGUACCAAUGACUUCCUCCCCGUGGAUGGUUGUUCUUGCCCGGAUGGACUCUACAUGGAUGACAGGGGCACCUGUGUACCCAUGGACAAAUGCCCCUGCUUCCACAACGGUGUCCACAUCAAGCCUGGAAAGUCCAUCAACAUUCAGGAGGAACACUGUGUCUGCAACAAUGGGAAGCUUCACUGCCGUUCCUGGAAGAUGCGUUCAGAGAGUACCUGCCAGUCGCCGAAGGUGUUCUUGAACUGCUCCAAUGACCUGGGAGUACAGUGUACACGGAGCUGUAGGAACCCGGAUUUCAUGGACUGUUUCUCCGCAGAGUGUGAGUCUGGGUGCAAGUGUCCCACGAGUCUGUGGGAGGAUGGGAAAGGCAUGUGUGUGAAUAAACAUGAAUGCCCAUGCAGCCAUGACGGAUUCCUCUACGCCCCAGGAAAACAGAUCCCAAACGGAUGUAACACUUGCACCUGUAAGAGUGGGAAAUGGGAGUGCACAGAUAAGAAGUGCCCAGGAACCUGUACCAUCUACGGCAGUGGCCAUUACAAAACCUUUGAUGAGCGCACGUAUGGCUUCCAAGGAAAAUGUGGCUAUGUGGCUGUCCAGAACAAAUGUGGGAACCGGCCUGUCCAGGACAAAUUCAUGGUGAUCACAGAGAACAUACCGUGUGGAACCACAGGCACCACUUGCUCCAAGUCUGUCAGGGUUCAACUGGGGAGAACAGAGCUGAAACUAUCAAAGGGGACCCAUGAAGUGGUGGACCUAGGAGUGGGCUCUCAGAUCCAGUACCGAGUGAGGACCGUCGGUCUGUACCUGAUUGUUGAGUCAGACAUCGGGAUCGCAGUGCUGUGGGACCGCAAAACAACCGUCCGCAUCGUCCUGGAGCCACAGCAUAGUGGAGCAGUGUGCGGCCUGUGUGGGAACUAUAAUGGAGAAGGCAGAGAUGACUUCACCACACAAGGUCAGAUGAUAGUCAGCAGCCCUGUGGAGUUUGCUAACAGCUGGAAAGUGUCAAGCACUUGUCCCAACGCAGAGAGCAACGUGGACCCAUGUGGAGCCAGACCCAACCGUCACAACUGGGCUAAGAUGCAGUGCAGCAUCAUCACAGGAAAGACUUUCCAACUGUGUCACAAGAAGGUAGACCCUAGUCUGUACUUUGAGAACUGUGUGAAAGACUCCUGUGCCUGUGAUACUGGCGGAGACUGUGAGUGUUUCUGUACAGCUGUAGCAGCCUACGCCCAAGCCUGCACCGAAGCUGGAGUCUGUGUUGCAUGGAGAACACCAGAAAUUUGUCCUGUGUUCUGUGACUACUACAACGAUCCAGGUGAAUGUGAAUGGCAUUACAGCCCUUGCCACACACCUUGCUUCAAGACCUGUCUGAAUCCAAAUGGGACCUGUGACAACCCUCUUCCCAAUCUGGAAGGUUGCUACCCAAAAUGCCCUCCAGAUAGGCCAAUAUUUGAUGAAGAGACCGGGGAGUGUGUCGAGGAAUGCCCACCAACAGGCCCAUCAACAACAACCCCCCAGGCAACCACACCAACACCAACAACAACACCGUGGACACCAACAACUACCACAUUGACAACAGAACCACCAAAAACCACACCACCAACAACAACAACACCACCAACAACCACACCACCACCAACAACAACCACACCAAUGCCACCAACAACCACACCACCACCACCAACAACAACCACACCAAUGCCACCAACAACCACACCACCACCAACAACAACCACACCAAUGCCACCAACAACAACAACCACACCAAAGCCAACAACAACCACACCACCACCAACAACAACAACAACACCACCACCACCAACCACAACAACACCACCACCAACAACAACAACCACACCACCAACAACAACAACCACACCACCACCAACAACAACAACAACACCACCACCACCAACAACAACACCACCACCACCAACAACAACCACACCACUACCAACCACAACAACAACACCACCACCACCAACAACAACAACAACACCACCACCAACAACAACACCACCACCACCAACAACAACAACCACACCACCACCACCAACAACAACAACAACAACAACACCAAUGCCACCAACAACAACAACACCAUUACCACCAACCACAACAAUACCAACAACAACAACAAUACCACCAACAACAACAACACCAAUACCAACAACAACAACAACAACAACAUCAAUACAACCAACAACAACCACACAAACACCAACAACCACAACAAUACCACCAACAACAACACCAACAACAACAACAACAAUACCACCAACAACAACAACCACACCAAUACCAACAACAACAACAACACCAAUACCAACAACAACAACACCACCAACACCAUCAACAACACCAAUACCACCACCAACAACCACACCAAUUCCACCAACAACAACCACACCAAUACCACCAACAACAACCACACCAAUACCACCAACAACAACCACACCAAUUCCACCAACAACAACCACACCAAUACCACCAACAACAACCACACCAAUACCACCAACAACUACCCCCCAGACACCAGAGCCAACAACUACUCCUUGUAUUCCUACCUGUGAGUGGUCAGAAUGGUAUGAUGAAGAUGAUGAUAAAGAUAAGAGUGACUGGGAAACGUAUUGGAAUAUCACGCAGAGUGGAAAAGAAGUGUGUGCAGAUCCACAGGAUAUUGAAUGUGUAGCUACAGACUAUCCAAAUACAAGCUUAGAGGACUAUGUAGCUUCGACAGGCCAAGUUGUGGAGUGCGAUGUUGACUUCGGGUUAAUAUGUGAAGAAAAUAAACAAACUCAGAGACCAUUUAAGUGCUUUAACUAUAAGAUUAGAGUCCUCUGUUGCGUUGAAUGUUUAUCAACAACAUCACCAAAACCAACAACAACACUAACAUCAACAAAAACAACAACAGCACCUUCACCACCAACAACUACCACACCAAUACAACCAACAACAACAACAACAGAAAUACCUACAACAACAACAACAACAACACCACCAACAACAACAACACCACCACCAACAACAACAACAACACCACCAACAACAACCACACCAAUACAACCAACAACAACAACAGCAAUACCUACAACAACAACAACACCACCAACAACAACAAAACUAAUACCAACAACAACAACAACACCACCAACACCACCAACAACCACACCAAUACCACCAACAACUACCACACCAAUACCACCAACACCAUCAACAACACCAAUACCACCAACAACAACAACUCCAAUUCCACCAACAACAACAACACCAAUACCACCAACACCAUCAACAACACCAAUACCAACAACAACAACAACUCCAAUUCCACCAACAACAACAACACCAAUACCACCAACAACAACACCACUAACAACAACAACAGCAACAACCACACCAAUUCCACCAACACCAUCAACAACACCAAUACCACCAACAACAACACCACUAACAACAACAACAGCAACAACCACACCAAUACCACCAACACCAUCAACAACACCAAUACGAACAACAACAACCACACCAAUACCACCCAAACAACCACACCAAUACCACCACCAACAACAACAGCACCACCAACAACAACAACACCACCAACACCAUCAACAACAACACCAAGAACAACAGCAACACCAAUACCACCAACAACAACCAGACAACAGAAGAACCAACCACAACCACCAGGACAACAGAAGAACCAACCACAACCCCCAGGACAACAGAAGAAUCAACCACAACCCCAACGACAACAGAAGAAUCAACCACAACCCCCAGGACAACAGAAGAAUCAACCACAACCCCCAGGACAACAGAAGAACCAACCACAACCCCCAGGACAACAGAAGAAUCAACCACAACCCCCAGGACAACAGAAGAAUCAACCACAACCCCCAGGACAACAGAAGAAUCAACCACAACCCCCAGGACAACAGAAGAAUCAACCACAACCCCAACGACAACAGAAGAAUCAACCACAACCCCAGGACAACAGAAGAAUCAACCACAACCCCCAGGACAACAGAAGAAUCAACCACAACCCCCAGGACAACAGAAGAACCAACCACAACCCCAACAACAACAGAAGAAUCAACCACAACCCCCAGGACAACUGAAAAACCAACCACAACCACCCCUGUCAUAGAUACCACAACCACUAAAGCUCCUACAACAACACCUAAACCACCAACUACAACAGAAGCCACAACUCCAAUGACAACCACAUCACCAACAACCCAUGAAUCGGUUGUCACUGGUCCUCCAAUAACACCAGAACAUCAAGUCAGUUCAAUACCAACCACAACUGGGUCACCAACCCCUCCACCAAUCACUUGUCCUGAGUGGGACAAAGUGCAAAAUGAAACUUUCUGGCUCUGCAACUGCACUUUGGCCAGAUGCAUUGAAAACAACACCAUUGAGAUAAUUCCGUAUGAAUGCCCAGAGCCUGAGCCAAUCACAUGUACCAAUGGCAAGAAACCAGUGCUACAAUGGGAUGAGUUCUACUGCUGCCAACGAUUCGUGUGUGACUGCGUCUGUGAGGGUUGGGGAGACCCCCAUUACAUCACCUUCGACGGGCUCUUCUACAGCUUCCAAGGGAACUGUACCUAUGUGCUGAUGGAGGAGAUGUUGCCGCGUCACCACUUCAAGAUCUACAUCGACAACGUCAACUGUGAUCCCACCGAGGACGUGUCUUGUCCUCGAUCCAUCAUUGUGUCCUACCGCUCAACAGUUAUAACACUGAAGAAUCACAACCUCAUUGGAGCUGCUCAGUUGGAGGCUCUUAUUGAUGGAGUUUCCCUGAGACUACCCUUCACGCGGCACGGUGUGAAGGUGAUGAACUCUGGUAUCAACAUGGUCUUGGAGAUAGCACACCUCCAGGUGGUAGUUACCUUUGGAGUCACUGGCUUCAGUGUCAACCUUCCUUGGCAACACUUUGGCAACAAUACACAGGGUCAUUGUGGAACAUGUAGCAACAACCAGGCUGAUGACUGCAUGUUGCCUGGAGGUCAGCUGGUGGAGAACUGUGCUCUGAUGGCAGACUACUGGCCAGCCAAGGACCUCUACCAACCAGACUGCCAUGUGCCACCUGGAAUCCCCACCAACUCUCCUCUCCCUGAACCCACACAGAAGCCAUGCAAGCCAGACUCCUCUGUCUGUGAUCUCCUGAAGGACAGCAUUUUUGCAGCCUGUCAUCCAUUUGUCUCACCUGACAACUUCUACAAGGGCUGUGUCUAUGACAGCUGCCACGUGUCCAACCCAGCGGUGGAGUGCACCAGUCUGCAGACAUACGCUGCUGCCUGUGCCCAGUUCGGAGUAUGCAUCUACUGGAGAAACCACACCGAGCUCUGUGCCAGCGACUGUCCAGCUGACAAAGUCUACAAGCCCUGCGGUCCUGCAGAACAGCCAACCUGUGAUGACAAUCCAGACGAGUCUAGGAUGAACUUCAGCACAGAAGGCUGUUUCUGUCCUGAUGGGAUGAAACUCUUCAACAAGGACUCAGGGAUCUGUGUUGAUAAGUGUGGAUGUAUUGACCCUGAAGGAGUUCCGCGAGAGUUCAACGAGAGGUUUGAGUACAAGUGCCAGGAUUGCGUUUGUUUGGAAUCCACCAAGACUGUGAACUGUAAACCCAAGGUCUGCUCCAAACCACCAGUAGAGAUCUGCACUGGACCAGGCUUUGUAUAUGUCAACCAAACCGAUCCAACCGAUCCAUGCUGCUCCAACCUCGCCUGCCGUUGUGACAGCAGCACUUGCCCACCUACCAACAUGAACUGUCCUAUUGGGUUCGUGCCAGUGGUUUCAGUUCCUGAGGGGAAAUGCUGUCCAGAGCACACAUGUGAGCCUAAAAGAGUUUGUCUUCACAAAGGCAUUGAAUACCUGCCCAAUUCUAAAGUACCGGGAUCAGAGUGCCAGGAGUGCACCUGCACCAACAAAGUGGACCCCAAGUCUGGUCAUUACCAAAUUGACUGUGGAUUCAUGCAAUGUGACGAAGAUUGUGAAAAGGGAUCUGAGUACCAGGAGCCAGACUACUCCUCAGAUGACUGCUGUGGUAAAUGUGUUCAGACACACUGUGUCCUCCAGAUCAAUGGGACCAUGCAGUUGUUGAAGCAUGGAGAUACAUGGUCUGCUCCUGGUGACAAGUGCCAGCAGUACAGCUGUGUGAAAAACGGUGAUAGUUAUCUGACCCAGAGCUCCAACAUCCAUUGCCCACCCUUCCAGCAGGCCAACUGCCAGCCUGGUUCAAUUCAGACCGCUGCAAACGGCUGCUGUAGAAUUUGUGUGGAGAAGGACAAGGCCUGUAAGGUAGGAUCCAUGAAGAGUUUCAUCAACCACAAGAGCUGCCAGUCUGUUGAGGAGGUGGAGAUGCCGUACUGUGAGGGAUCCUGCAACACCUUCACCAAGUACUCUGCCAUGGCUGCGUCUCUGGAUCACUCCUGUGCCUGUUGCCAGGAGUCCCGGUCCAGUAACCGCACGGUGGACCUACGUUGUCUGAAUGGAGAUGUGGUGCCCUACACCUACCUACACGUGGAGGAGUGUAGCUGCAGACACAGCGACUGCAACAGAGCCAUUAGGGUGCCUGCCCGCAGGACACGCAGCAACACACUGGUGUAAAUGGCAUCUGUACUAAUACAGAUGGGAAUGGUCCAGCACCAAUCCACUCGCUGCUUACUAAGGAACACCCUGCUACCCUGCUUCACAUGGCUGUUAUUUAUCUGAUCGCUUUGAUUUAUAUGUCAAAUGUAGAUUAAAUCAUAUUUAAAAUGUAGAAACUUAUGCUUACUUAUCUUAUUAAAAUGCAACCUUCAAAUA
This is a messenger RNA of Oncorhynchus keta (chum salmon), 8947 nucleotides long. RefSeq names its product mucin-2-like. The record is from RefSeq and is a predicted model, not a curated record. The transcript is spliced from 44 exons. Gene Ontology annotation, cellular component: extracellular matrix. Gene Ontology annotation, molecular function: protein binding. The coding region runs from base 32 to 8749 and encodes 2905 amino acids. NCBI's taxonomy places the organism in Eukaryota, Metazoa, Chordata, Actinopteri, Salmoniformes, Salmonidae.